Molecule: messenger RNA, 2780 nt
Organism: Dromaius novaehollandiae (emu)
Lineage: Eukaryota; Metazoa; Chordata; Aves; Casuariiformes; Dromaiidae
Gene: GPR15
Product: G protein-coupled receptor 15
Exons: 1
Coding region: 40-1143 (367 amino acids)
Biological process (GO): immune response; calcium-mediated signaling; cell chemotaxis
Cellular component (GO): membrane; external side of plasma membrane
Molecular function (GO): C-C chemokine receptor activity; C-C chemokine binding
Source: RefSeq, a predicted model, not a curated record
GAAGGGUGGAGGGAGCUCAGAGCCUUCAUCGCAGCAGGGAUGAGGACAGCUUGGCCAGAAAUGGAACUCACUCAGCUUUCGCCUGUGACUGCAGUCACUUUCAACUAUGACUACUAUGAGGACAACUGCCAGUAUCACCAUCUGCAACAUAUGUCUACUUUCCUCCCUGUUCUGUAUACUGCUGUGUUCCUGGUGGGCAUCAUCGGCAACUCCAUCUUAAUAGUAGCCUUGGUCUUCAAGCGACGAAUCCAGAGGCUGAUUGACGUCUUUAUCAUCAACCUCGCUGCCUCUGACUUCAUCUUCCUCAUCACACUGCCAUUCUGGGUGGACAAGGAGGCGUCAGACGGGAGCUGGAGGGUCGGCUCUUUCCUCUGUAAAGCUAGUUCCUAUAUCAUCUCAGUCAACAUGUACUGCAGCAUCCUCCUCCUCACUUGUAUGAGUGCAGACCGGUACCUUGCUAUCAUGUAUCCCUCUACAGCUAGAAGGGUCCGAACAAGAUCCUACGCCAGUGGGCUCUGCAUCUGCGUCUGGUUAUUAUCGUGCUGCUUGGGGAUGCCAACCCUACUGUCCAGAGAACUAAAGGAGCAUUAUGGAAAGAUGUACUGCACUGACAAAGAGAUGACAGAGCCGAAGCAGAUUGCAUCACUGAUGAUUUUAAUCCUGGCCUUCUUCCUCCCACUGUUAAGCAUCUUAACCUUUUACUGCUCCAUCACCAGGAAACUGUGUAUGCAUUAUCAAAAGUCUGGGAAACAUGAUAAGAAGCUGAGGAAGUCCAUCAAGAUCGUCUUCAUUGUAGUGGCUGCUUUUGUUAUCUCCUGGGUCCCCUUCAAUCUUUUCAAGCUUAUAGCCGUCCUUUUGGGCCUCCUGAAGCCACCUGACUGUUUUCCUGACCUGGUUGCCCAGCUGGGCAUGAAGGUGAGCAGCCCUUUUGCCUUUGCCAACAGUUGUGCCAACCCUUUCAUUUACUACUGCUUUGACAACUACAUUCGCAGAGCCAUGCUCAGGUGCCUGUGUCCAUGGGUGAAAAUAAGCAAUAGCAGCAACAAUUCUGAUACUUUGGACACUCGCCUGAGCCAUUCCUUAUCCAAUUUUGUUGCGGGGGAGUAUGCCACUAGGAAGAGGAAGCGUUCUGUGUCCCUCUGAUUGGGAGCUGGGGCUGUGGAGGAAGGAUUUCUCACUGAAGAGAUGGCAGGAAAAGAAUAAAGCAAGAAAAGGGAAAAAAGAAAUAAGCAACAGAGGGGCAAGUGUAAUACAGUCAGCACUUCAGGUCAGAGGAACACUGUUUCACUUUAAAUAUAGAUAUCUCAUGCAGAAUAGUAAACCUUAACCACAGAACGACAGUUCACAAAGAUCACUGUAUCACUGCACAGUGUAAAUUUGAAACCCUCAUACCAAGAAAUAUCCACAAAUGCUUACACUGGAACCCCAGUAAAAUUGACUACAAACUAAAGAAAAACUCAUCCGAUUCACAGUCAAAGCCUCUCUAAGGCAAGCUUUGACCUGAAAUGCAUAGGUUUUUAUUCAGCCCAGAGGAAGAAAAACACAACACAAGAAGUGUUUCUUCUCUUUAGUUACCCACAACAAGAACACAAUGCCCUCAAAACAACCUGAUCAGUUAUGUUUAUUGGAGAUCUUCUGAAUUUAAAAAUUCAACAUAAUAAUGAAUUUGUAGGCUACCAGUUCUGAUAAUUUGCCUUGUGCAUUUUUCUUGAAGUCUCAGCUACCUGAUUACGGGAUUAAAUCUCAGUUUUAAUUAUAACAAUUAAUAUAACUUUCUAGCCCUUGUGAUUUCAGAAGAAAGAUAACCUGAAGGCAGAGAAACCAGAAGACAAGCAAAAGAAACCCUGCAUUUAACCCUUUUCUAAAAAAAGAAACCAAAACACAAAAAAACUCAUUCAUGCUUUUAAAGACAUAAUUUGGGGGGAUCUGACACAAUUUCUGGCUGCUUGGGUUGAUGGUGUGACAUUGUGUGCCAUUCAAAGUCCAGGUCUGCUUUAUUUAGCUGCAAUGGGUUUAUGUAAAGAUGCAUACAGUAGGGCUAUUUUCUCCAGUUGGAGUCAAAAAUUGAAUGCAAAUGUGCCUGAAAAGCAAAAUUAGCAUGACUUUCACAAACAUGUGAAUGAUUCUCUGAGUAUGCAUGCUGAGAAAUCUUGGGUGCAGGAAUGUUCACAGAAAAGGAAUUCAAAAAGACCACCAUAUUAGAUCAUUUAUGGAGUCGAAUAUGUCUUCAAAAGAUUUCUGGAAUUUACAAAGCACCGUCUCUAAUCUUCCAUGGUGACUUAUUCCUGUCCAGCAGUCUUUGGGAAACGUAGGUCUUGCUUUUCAUCUGCUGUGGGGAAGAUACUGCUUGCCUAACUGGUGUCAUGUCUGACAGCAAAUAGAAUGAGGAAACAGAGAAAGCUCCACAUUCUGAACAGCUGUAGGACAAUAUAGAUUCACAAGCUGAACAUAUAUGGAACAAGGAGUUAAGAAGCUCAACUGAAAACUGUUACUGGACUUCCAUAAAGCUGACUACAUGCAUUUUUUUUAAUCUUCCAUCUCCUUCUAAAUCCCACUGAUAGAAAUGUUUGCUUAAAACAAAGAAACCAAGUACAGUGUUUUAAAGUGCACAGUUAAAGUAAGAGUUAAACUUCCAACAGCACUGACACCUUUGUCAUAUUGUAACGUCCCAUAUUCUGUUGUCUCUCCUGUUAAAUGCUUAGCUUAAUACAUUACUGUUUGUCAUAGAUACAAUAAAUCUAUAUUAAAACAUCCAGGAUGUGUAAUGUGAAUGAGUUAGA